Molecule: messenger RNA, 1485 nt
Organism: Drosophila busckii
Lineage: Eukaryota; Metazoa; Arthropoda; Insecta; Diptera; Drosophilidae
Product: malectin-A
Exons: 1
Coding region: 116-1162 (348 amino acids)
Cellular component (GO): membrane
Molecular function (GO): carbohydrate binding
Source: RefSeq, a predicted model, not a curated record
AUAUUGUCCAAUUAAUGAAAUAAAACCAAAUGGUAAGCGAAAAGUAGGCGGCACAACAUUAACGUUGCUGCCACGUGUCCAAAAAAAAUUUACAUUUCAAGCCAGAACAGCCAACAUGUGCAACGUUGCAGGCAAAUCGAAACGAAAUGUAAACAACAAUUCAGCAAGUGCUGAAAGUAUCUUGUGGAUACUGAAAGUAUCUUGCGUGUUUGCUCUUCUGCUGCAAAGCGCCAGUGCUGAGCCACUAAAGGUGGUCUAUGCACUAAACGCUGGCGGCUCCGAGCAUACGGAUCAGAAUGGAAUACACUAUGAGGCGGAUCCGUUAAAUGUGGGCAUUGCAUCGGACUAUGGCAAGCAUUUGCUGAUGAUUGGACGCGUGCACGAAGAGGAUGAAGUGCUUUAUCGUACUGAGCGCUAUCAUACUACGACCUUUGGCUACGACUUUCCCGCUGAUGGCGAUGGCGACUAUGCGCUGAUUAUGAAAUUCUGUGAAGUUUAUUUUGAUGCACCCAAUCGCAAGGUGUUCGAUGUGCUGCUCAAUCGUCGCCACACGGUAAUAAAGCAGCUGGAUAUUUAUAAUCAUGUGGGACGCGGCUCGGCGCACGAUGAAAUUGUUUACUUUAAAAUUGUUAAUGGACGCCUGCAGUAUGAGUUUGAAGGUGAGAUAGAGACGUCCGAUGUGCGUAAUGGACACUUGCGGCUGGACUUCAUCAAGGGUGCGCUGGAUAAUCCCAAGAUUAAUGCAUUUGCGCUGCUCAAGGGCGAUAUGUCUCAGCUAUCGCGGCUACAUAACAGCGAGGCCAGCGAUCGACGCGCCGACACCGAGGAGGAGGAUGCGCUGAAGGCAAAGAAAACACGUGACAAUCAGCAGCAUCAGGAGCGCAUUGUGCGCUAUAACGAACGACAAGCACAAAGAGGCUAUGACGACGAAGAGGAUGAAGAUGACGAUGAGAUGAUGGAGCAACUGCCACAGCAGCCAUCGUCGCAGCAGCAACAAAACCAACAGCACUCGGAGCAAAAGGCGCCGGACAGCUCACAGCGCAUGCGUAGUGGACCACGUCAGCCCAGUCCCUAUUCCAUGGAUGAUUCAUCCAUAUUGAUGCCCGUAUUUAUUGCCAUUGGCGCGUUUAUACCAUUGCUGUUUUGCCUUUGCAAGCUGUGAUCCCCAUGGGAUCGAUUUGAUUUUUGUGAUUUUUAUAAAAGACUUAAUUGUAUAAUUAUUGUUUAGUUGUACAAGCAACAAAAUGUUUCAAUUCUUUAGUCGCACAAAUCUCACUUAUUCUCUUAUUCUUUUGCUCUCUCUAUAUAUGUGAAAUUAUAUACAAGAUUAAUGUAUGCAUAGCUUAAUUGUUUAAACUUUAAACCAUUGUGUUCCUUUAUCACGAUGCAGUCAGCACGAUCUUAUGGCCCGCACACAGGCUCAAAUACUUAAGAAUUUUUAUUUAAAUAUUAAAUCUUACGUUUGCUCAACAAUGAAUUUUUUAG